Messenger RNA from Bathycoccus prasinos, 453 nucleotides. RefSeq lists its product with no specific name. Lineage: Eukaryota; Viridiplantae; Chlorophyta; Mamiellophyceae; Mamiellales; Bathycoccaceae. The transcript has a single exon. The coding region runs from base 1 to 453 and encodes 150 amino acids. The record is from RefSeq and is a predicted model, not a curated record.
AUGUCAACGCGCUUGAAACACAUCUUACUCUCCUCGAAUAAUCUGAAAAAGACGUGCGAUUUCUUCACCAAAGGUUUAGGAUUCUCCCUCGUUGUUUGUACGGACACUUUUGCCGAGUUGACGAUUGGAAAAAAAUCCCCCACGACGACGAGCAACAGCAGCAACAUCACUCUCGCGGUUCAACAAAAGACGUUGGUAUCAUCAAAGGAAGACGAAGACGAAGAAGAAGAGAGACGUAACAGACAGAGCGAGAAAAAUACUAUUUCGUUAAACUUUGAGGUUGUAGACGUCGAUCGCGCGGUAAAACAGUUGUUGGAAUUAGGAGGGACUUUGGACGGUCCGAUUCAGUUUACGAGCGACAAGUCAAAAACGGUUGAAAAAAUUGCUGCGAUGACAACAAUCGAUGGACAUUCGAUUGGAUUGUUCGAACCUAAAGAAAGAAAGAACGAAUAA